AUUGCAUUUGCUGUGUAUACAAUUUUUUUAAAUUAUUAGACGUUUAAUGUUUAAGAAAUAUAUCUUCUGUGAAGUUUAGUUAACAUUUGUGAAGUAAUAUUUCAUAACUUUUGUUGCAAAAAAAUGUUUGACAAUCUAUUUAUCUGGAAUUGGCAUAUGGAUUUUGUAGGUCAAAAACAUGCAGAAUAUUUAUUCAGAACCAUUAUAACUUUAUGUGGAGUUGUUGGAUUUGUUUUAGGAUAUAUCAAAGAACAAUUUUCAAUUACAAUUGGUUUGACAUUAUUAGGAUUUUUAGUAUCUGCUAUAUUAACCAUACCUCCAUGGCCCUUUUAUGCUCUUCAUCCACUUAAAUGGCAAAAAGUUAAAAAAACAGUAAAAAAAAAUGAUACUAAUGAAAACAAAGAAGAAAAAGACAAAAAAAAAAGAAAGAAAAGUAAUUAAUUGUAUAUUUGUUUUAUACUGUUUUCCUAUCAUAUGUUUAUAAAUUAUAUAUUGUUUGGAUUAAUAAACUUAAAUUGCCGUAACAA
Molecule: messenger RNA, 527 nt
Organism: Daktulosphaira vitifoliae (grape phylloxera)
Lineage: Eukaryota; Metazoa; Arthropoda; Insecta; Hemiptera; Phylloxeridae
Gene: Spase12
Product: signal peptidase complex subunit 1
Exons: 4
Coding region: 124-441 (105 amino acids)
Biological process (GO): protein targeting to ER
Cellular component (GO): endoplasmic reticulum membrane; signal peptidase complex
Source: RefSeq, a predicted model, not a curated record